CGUGCACCUGCCUGCCUGUCUGCCUGCCCGCCCGUUCGCCUGCUCGCUCGCCUGCCUGUCCGCCCGUUCGCCCGUUCGCCCGCGUCCGUCUAUAAGCGCGGACUGCACGUGGACGCGGAUUCGCCGCGACGACGAGUCCGAGAACACCGCGGGGACGAGACGCGCGCGACACGGACGUCACGAUGACAAACGCAACGGCGGUGCUGUUCAUUUUGGUGUAUUUCGUCGCGACCUACUCCUUCGCCGCCGCCGCCGCCGCCGCCGCCGCCGCGGGGUCCUCGAACGUUUCCGAUCAUUCGAAUUUGGCCGCGUCCAAAAUUCAAAUGACGCCGGCAAACGCGGUUCAAGUGAGUAACGGUUGUAAAGACGUGGAACUGCGCGUCGCGUGUGCACGCGCAGUUUUCCGCUUUACGGCAUGACGAUUUGUUAUUUUCGGACGGGUCGCGUAUAGGAGAGCCCGCUCUACGGGCCAGUCGAGUUCCCAGGACGCGUUUUAAACGGUUUUGAACGGUAUAGUGCCGCGUAAAAUUUCGAACGAACCCGGUAACCCGGAAUAGUAUUACACUAUAAUACACGUACGCGUUUAAGGGGUCGUUACACGCGAGAUAUAGUAACAACACGCUUACGACGCAGCUACACGCACAACUAGCUUAGUUUCGGUUUCAGAACGAAAACACCAAUUGUGAAAUUGACAGAGAACAAUAUUCCGGAGGACAAGGCUGCGUUUUUUUUUUUUUUUUUGAAAGUUUUAGUAAAUAAAAAAAAAAAAACCUCGAAAAACACAAUGAAUAUCGUCCUCCAGGAUAUUGUUGUUAUUGAAUAUUUUAAAUUAAAUGUUUUUACUCUAAGACCAAAAUUAAGCGAUUCCUGUAUAGUCUGCGUAAGCAUGUUUUAACUGUAUUGUGCGUUUAUAAGACGGAAACGACAAACGAAUGUGUACCGUUCUCUUAAAUAAAUUAUUUGUAGCGAUUUGUUAAUAGUUGACAGGACAUUUAAGAUUCUGAGUAUAUCACGGAAUUGUAUUGGUUUUACAAUGAUAUCUAUUUAUUUUUAUGUGAAAACUUUUUUCUACCAGAAAGCUUAUUCCGAUUAUCAAACAUAGCACCUUUUCUGAAAGGAAGUGUUCCCUGAAUGGUACUUUAUAGAGGUCAUUUUUCGAAAUUCACAUUAAUAUUCAAAACAGUGAGGAAAAACUAGUUGUUUAGGUUAAACAGAAAACGAAAGAUUAAAAAUAAAGUUGCCAUUGGCAACUGUUUUUAUUUAUUUUUGUUAUUAUUAAGUUUUUAUUAUUUUAAUUUUUAAACUAUCAUUUUUGUCAUGGACACGGACAUUGUUGUUAUCAUUUUACCGUAAUACGACAUAUUAUAUAUUGUUGACAAAACAACACUAUCAAUUGAAAUCCGUUCAGAAUCGUUUUUUCGUUAGCAAUGGCUUAUCGUUGCUUACAGAUAUGUAUUAAAUUCUGCUUCUUAAUAUUUGUAGUAUUGGCUAGUAAUAAUAUUAAUUAAUACUCAUUUUUAAAUAAAUAACGAUAAUAAUAUAGUGAAUUUAUAUUACGAAUAAUAUUUUAUUACAUCGCCUUGUAUAUCGAACCGACAGCCAUAAUUAUACGUACUGGUAACUUCGGACGGAAGGAUGGAGAGGAUAUAAGGGGACGUAAACUUACAUAUAGAAACUUAAACACGAAAAAUGUAAACAUAAAAUCAUUAAGUUUGAUCGUCCAUAUCAAACGAAGACCGAGGUUCGGCUGAGUGUAACUUUUUGUUCAUCUUUCGGUUAUCAUUCGCGUUGAAUCAUUAAAUGUGAUAUGUGUAAACGUUGAUUUCACACCUACAUAAUCAGUGAAUCAGUUGGUUAAUUUUAAAUUUAAAUUCUUGUAAAACACAUUAAUUUAGCAUGAAUCGUGUCUAAAUGGUUUCUUUUCGUUUUAAAUGGUUCAAUUCGGACGAUUCAUCCAAUAAGUGAAUCGUAUAAACGCAGCUUUAGAAUGAUUCGCGAUACGAGGACGCGGUGUAAUAUCGUGAAUUUAUGGUUAUAUAUAUAUAUAUAUAUAUAUAUAUUAUGUAGCGUAUGCAAGAACAGAAAAAGCACGUUUAAAAGUGUUUAAAGAAAAAAAAAAUAACUUUCAAAUUUGAAAAUUCAAAAAUAUAGUGGUUUAAAUCGAAAUAGAUAUUAAGUUUGAUUAUUGAGUUUUAUACCAGUCUCAUGACGUUUGUAUGGUUUUCAAUACAAGCAAAUCAAAUGUUGACAAUUACUAAACAUGAUGUAAUAUUAAUGGCCUAACCUAAAUAUAGCGUUCUAUACGUGGCUUAAGUCGUAUAAUUAUUUGACUUAUUCCUUUUUGCCAGCGAAAGUAUAUUAUAGUGACUUCGGAUAUUUUAGCUUUCAGUAUAACACGGGUUAGAAUACACACUUAUGCCGUUUACACCAAAAAUAAAGGUGGAAAAAAAUCGUAUAUAGCUAAGUACAAAGACUAUAAGACCAACGAUAUAUUAAUCAUUGUUUCAACAACAAUUCACAAUUAAUAUUAUGAUGUAAUUAUAUUAUUGAACAACAAUAAUUCGUUAGAUUAGAGUUAGAUUUUGUAGUUAUUACUAUUAUUAUACUAGUCUAAGACAAAAAUGUAGGUAUUAGAUGCCAUACUAUUACAGUAUUACAUUGUUGAAGUUUAGCUUAACCGAACAAAUUAAAAUCGUUUUUCAUCCCUGAAAUACUCGAGGUAUUUUAUUGUUUACGCUAUAUUCUCCUAUAAAUCCAAUCGCAUAAAUAAAAUAAUAUUUUGUUUUAUCAUAAAUUUACACAACUCGCAUAUGUUUUACAAUAUAUUUGAAAAAACCAACACGGUAUGGAAAUUAUUUUCAACGUUUUAAAAUCGAAAAUAUAUUUCAUCGAGAAAAAAACGAACAUAAUCAAAAUAUUGUUAAGUAAUUUAAUAUUUAAAACUGCAGUGUUUAUUACUCGGAAUCCCAUACCUACUGAAACACAUCACGUUUCAUAAAACAAACAAUUGCACAACGUACGAAAUAAAUUGUCUACAUUUUAUACAAUACUAUAGCUGUCCCGCACGGUUUUGCCCGUUUCAGUAUCUCGAACGACAAAAAAUGGGGGAAAAAAAAAAAAAUGAUAAUAAAAACGUGUUUUCCCGCGAUUCUCCGUUUCCGUUCCCGUUCCCAUCACUGCAGUUAUUUUUUUUAUUGCCCGUAAAUGUUUAAAAUAUGCAUUUUCUUGCCCGUGAAUAACAGUUAUACUGCCCCACUCGGCUUUGCCCGUCAUCAAGAACGCUCGAUUUCACAUUUUCUACAGAAUAGCUUAUUUUAUUAUCCGCAACCAAUGGCCACCCUGUGCGACGAACAAAAACGGUUGGUUUGGGUUAGCCGAAACGAAAUUCACUUGCGAACCAUCCUAUAUAGCAACGUUUACGGGUUGAAAAACGAAACCUUUCCCGAGUUUCGAGGAAUAUGCGUACGAAGUUCGGCGCCAAUUGGUUCGGUAGUUUUUUAAGUGUAGAAAACGAACGGACGAACGUUAAUUUUAGAUUUCUGAUCGUGAGUAUUCGGGCACCUUAUAUCGUUGUUUGUGUCCGACCACAGGUGUUAUAACCAGGGGCGUUCCCAUAGGGUACACUACAUAAUACACGCCGUAUACUUUCAAAAAAUGUUUAGAUUCUGAAUGGAGCGAAGAAGCUUAUAUAGUUUUACCAAGAUGUUUAUUUUUUUUUUUAUCUGUGGACAAAUUUUCUACCAGCAAUUUUGCUCCGAUUUUAAAGUGUAGCACUUUUUUUUUCAUAAGGAAAUCGGUAUUGGGAGAUACUUUAAACAGGUCCUUUUUUUUUAUUUUCUCAGAAUUUUUUUUAAAUAUUAUGGGUACACCGCGCAUACUUUCAGUCUCGAUCAAUUCGCAAUUUCGACUCUCGGGUUUAUUAUUGACACGUUCUUUAUCCAGAUGGAUAAAGAACGAUACGGUUUAGAAAAACCGUAAGAAAAAUAUUUAUAUUGUAUUAAUGUAUUAUUUUUAUGUUUUGGUAUUAUUUAACGACUUGGUAUAAUCUAAAAAAAAAUAAUGGGAACACCACUGGUUAAAACAGUACACAGUUACGGUUGUUGAUUUGGACGUCAAUAAGGAUGUAUAAUAUUAUAAUGUAGGUAUAAUAACGCUGUUAUUAUUAUUAUUAAUUUAAAUAUAAAUUCGUUUAUGUUAAUUAUAUUAAAUAUAUACACUCACAUAUAUAUCAUUCGACUAUAGUGUGCUAUAGUCGAUAUCGCAAAUAUAAAGUAAUCAUUAUAAGUAAGUAGUACUUAACCCAUUUUAUCCUCGAGUACCCAUACAUGUUGGUAACGCGAAGCUUUUUUUACAAAAUAUUUGACCGCAAUUUCAAAUGUUGACCCCUUUCUGUCCCGGCGUUACCAUUAUAUCACGGUAACGUCAAAUAUCUCGUUAUUGGGUUAAUCGAAAAAUCGUUUUAACAGACUUUUGUUUAAAAAUGAAUUUUUCAACUAUAAUAUUAAAAAGAAAAAAUUGAAUUAAAAAAAAUUAGUAAACUUAAUGAGGCGAAAUAUUUAAAAUACAUAAUAUGUCCCGUCGGUUAUUUACGAAUGAAUAUUUUAAAUUUAUUUAUAGCGUUUCUAUAACGGUGUAAUUAAUACGAUAGUUUACUAUGGGUUACCGAAUUCGUUUGAAAUUGUAGAAUCGGAACUAUAAUUAUUAUUAUUUAUCGUUCGAAAUGCGUUUAAUACCCGGGAACUCGGCUCGCUCGUAGAGAGCGCUGUAUAAACAAGUCGUUGUUUAUUAUAGUAGAAUACCUAUUAUAAGGAGACGAGAUUAGAUUGCGCCGCGAGGUUUACUGCGCAGCAAAGUCAAUAUGUACGCUACGUACGCGUAGACGGCGUAUAUAAUAAUAAUAGUAAAAUAAAGUUUAUUUAAUAAACAUGGCUAAACUGCAAACGGUUUAAGUUUUCUUUGUGUUGCAACGCCGUGAUUAAAGAUAAACAUAGAAUGAAAUUUUAAUUAAUUUUAACUGCGGGUCCCGAAGCGUAUUAGUAACAAUAAUUAUUAUCCGUCGGCGAACAUAAUAAUAUAAAAAUUUUAUGUCCCGACUUGAGUCGGCCCUUAUUUAUAAGGGCUUGCGACUUGAAACCCUUGUCCAAACACUCGUAAAACGCAACGCGACCACUGUGUUUGUUUUGCCGAAGUUUUCGACGAAAUAAACUUGAAUUAAUAAUAUAAUUUCAACGAAGCCCGUGAUAAAAUUAUGUUUACUCUGUCGUUAUGUCAAAUAUUAUGAAGAUCAAUAAAUUAUAUACUUAAUACAAAUUAAAUAAAUCAUAUUUUUAAGAAAAUAACAUUUUGAAUCCGGGUCGGCGAAGAAAAUCGCGGCCCUCCCAAAAUGAUCCCGCUGUAUAUUUUUAUGGAUAUUAAUUGUCAACCCGUAUACAUUUUUUUUUUUUUUUUUUAUUGAAAUUAUACAGUUAAUUCAUUUUUCCCGAAUUGUGAAGGGCAAUAAUAAAACAAAUUGGCAAUUUCCAAUUUGAGAAUAAUAGUUAUCGAUCCCUAACUGACGAUACGUGUCUUGGUAUUAAAUAAUCGAUAAUCGCUCAUCUAUAUUCUAUUACUUAGAUAUUUAAUCUUACCUAAUAAACUCAUUAGGCUAAUGGAUUGAACGUUUCGGAAUAAAUUGUAUAAAAAUGAUGAACUACUUAUAUAGAUCAAGGCUAUAUACGAAUAUAAAAUAAAAAUUCACUACAGGAAAUUAGUGUAACCAAAAGUAUAGUAUUCACCUUUUUUUUUUUUUUUUUUUUUUUAAUGCUGGUUUAAGUAAUGGUUUUAAGCGGGUUUGUUAUAAAAAAAAAUAUUCCAUUUAUUCCAGUUAAUUUGGGUGAUUUUUUAUUUUCUUUUAAUAAAACCAGGAUUUUUCACUAACCCUAUUUACAAUAGACAGCUACUUAUCUACGUUUUGUAAGUUUUUUUCGGUCAUUUCUAUAGUAAAUACGAAUAAUAUAUAGGCAGUAAAAAAAUUGUGUUUGGAACGGUCUAUAAUAAAUAUUAUACUACGAUAGUUGAAUGGAAUCGAACGCGUUUCUAAGUAUAAUAUACGAGUCAAUGAGUACAGUGAAUAACUUAAACAUUAUAUAAAUCGAUAUACGCACGCGAUUAACAGUGCAAUAAUAAUACACUUAUGACGUUAUCAAUGGCCUAAUAUUAGUAUAAGCGAAUUAUAAUUUAUGUUACUGACACACAUACACGCACGAACAAGCGACACAUUGAUACGGAAUACUCAACAAAAAAAUAAUAAAUAAACGACGUUUUAUUUGGUUUUCGUGAAAAAUUAAACAUAAAAUAAUAAUAACAAACAGAAUCUAAAAAAAAAACUAAUCAUUAUUAGUAUAACUGUUAUAAAUAAUGACUACAGACGAAUCUAUUAUAAUUAUCUAUUAUAUUACACUUGAAACGUAAUAAUUUAAAAAAAAAAAGGAAAUAAAACAAAUAAUAGUCGAGGUUUAUAAGCAGACACAUUACGUAACCGAUUUCCUUAUUCUGUUUGGUUUUUUUACCGUAUUUCGUUUUUACUGGUAUACCUAUUUGUGUUGACUGAUGCGAUUUGCCGGUAUAACAUUAUUGUUUUGAUAAAAAAAAAAAAAAACGCGUAUUAUCAUACCUUUUACUCGAAAUUUUUAAUCCGUUCAAUAAUAUAAUAUCAUUAGCGAUAUAAAAUAUAACGAAUAAUUUUACGUUUGUUCCGUGAAAUCCUCGAAUAUUAACCGAUAUAGGUAAUCGGCCGGGAAAUACAUAUUUAGCGGGGUGGGAGGGGUUUGAACCCCUCGUUGGCCGAAAUAAUAUAUUUCCGUUCACGAUUAUAUAUUCGAAAUAUUUGUCUAUUUUAGCGACGUUGUGUUCGAGCCCAAAUUGUUCGACCCGCACAAAAAAUUUCGAAAACCAUCGCGUUCCCGAAACGAUCAAAUAUCAACAAAUACGAUUUAUCACGUAUUUAACAGCGGCUUUGUAAUAAUUAUUGUACGAAAACUGUUUAUUUAAAAUGAAUGUCCCUUUUUGAAUAUUCUGAUUCGGAGCCCAUUAUGGUCUAAUGGUUAUAAAUAUAAAUAUGUUUACGUAAAUAAAACCGUGGCGUAAAACCAUGGCGAUUUUUUUUUCUCUUUUUUAAAUCUAAAUAGAUUGAAAUCAAAGUAUAGAUGCAUUUAGUGCAUGCGAUAAAGUGCAGCGAACGUAUCGUUUUUUUUUUUUUUUUUUUUUAAAAAAAAAUUUGUUUAUAAAUAUUGACGCCAAAUAAAUGCACUUUUAAAAUAUACAAUGUGUAGGUAAUUCUAUUAAUAAAUUAUUCCAAUCUUCAAUCUGAUUCACUGAAUUAGCGUGAAAGUUAUUUUUAUCGUUAAUAAAUUAAUAUGAAAUAAAAUGAAUGAAUAAAUACUCGUAAUAAUAAAAAUUAAUGCAUGCUGUUCACGGGUUAGACACUGUCGUAUGUGGGUGGUUAGGACAGUAUAAGAUAUCAGGAUAUGCCUCGUUAUAAUUUCGUUAACUGUAUGCAACAAUAAAUAUUAUUGCAAACGAAAAAACAAUUCCGAGCGGAGUAGUAUUUUUCGUGGUUUUCCCUUUGUUGCUACGGUCAGCCAGGAAUCGACGAAAAUCAUAAAAAUGACGUAGGGGGGAACUUCUGAAAAUGUCGAUAAAUAUUUCAAAUAAAAUACAGCUGGGCAGAAGUGUUGCAUCUUUUGAAGCAGACACUAUGUGAAAAAACUGGAGCGCUUACUAUUUAAAUGUUGAAAAAAAAAAAUGAUUGGAAAUCCGCAUCUUUUAGGGUAUGACGUGACUAAAUCGGAGCAUUUUUAUUAACCCUAAAAGUGUUUUCCAAGAAAAAAGAACACAUCUUUGUAAAUUAUGCAUGUUAUAUUUGAAGAAAAUUGUAGUUCAAAUUUUAAUUACACACAUAGGUACCUAUAAUAUUUUUGAACAUUUAGAAUUUAUAAAAUAGGCAAUAUAUAGUGGAUAAAAUGAAAGAAAAUAGACUGAGAUGGUUUCACGAGAAGGAGAAAUCUGGAUUGAUGAGAAUAAUAAUCUAAAUAAACGUACAGUAGGAAAAGGGGAAAAUGAAGACCGAAAAAUAUGUGGUCGAGAACGGCCGGUGUACGCGAGAAUGAUGUGGUAGAUCGCGUCAAAUGAAAGUUUAGGACGAGGGGGGGCCGAUCCCGAAUAGUCGGGACGAAGGCGAAUGAGAAGAAUAUAAUUAUAUUUUGAACAUUACAAAAUGUUACGUCGGGUAAUUAGAUAACAAUAUUCUAUACGGUUUUUGUUCGGUAGAUUUUAAAAAAUAAAUAUUUUUUUUCUCGACUGUUUUCCGAUCAUAAAAAAAAAAAUUAAAAUACCGUGACGCCGGACCGCCCCGUAAUAAUAAUAUUUAAAAUAAUUAUUGAGACGUGUACCCAUCGUACGCAGAUUAUAAAUCUUAAUUUAUAAGGAAUAAUAGUAACCGCUGUUUAAAAUAAAUCUUAAGAUGAUAAAGUGAAUAAUUUUUAUUUAAGUAUCUUCCGAUUAAAAAAAAAAAAAAAAAACCAUUUCGUUAAGGGUGUGCGAAAAUCUUUGUCUGUAUCUGACUAUAGCUGGUAUACUAAUUAUGAUAUUGUCGACGUUUAUUUCAGUACUUACAGUUCGAAGACGUGUCGUACAACUUUAUGGAUUUCACGAUUUGCACGUGGAUCAAGCUGACGAAUUUUUCUCAGACGCAGACCAUAUUUCGUCUCACGGGUAAAUAAUUAACUAACUAUCUUAUAUAUACAGCUAUAUUAUGUCUAAACCCAGUGGUUUUCAACUUUUUUGGGUCCACGGCUCUUCUUAUUUUGAAAUCCAAAAACCUAACCGUUGUUGUUGUAUAUAUUAUGUAUAAAAGAGCACCUACACAUCAAUGCUUGAAUUGGGGAAAAAAAGUAGGGGGACUAAAUGAGACAUAAGAAAAAGUUACUUCCCUUGCAAUGAUUUACUUCAACCUAACCCGUGGGUGGCUUUGCUUUCCGCACUCCCAUGACACUGAUUUUAAAACAAAUUCCAUAAUCUUCUAAAUUUAACACAAUCCCUAAAAUACAAAAAACGUUUGGACUAAAAGUCAUUGUUAAUUUGUUAAUUAUUAACCAAUAGGGUUUCGCAAUUAUGUAGUUACAGUUUUAUACUUCAACUAACCGGAAGCGCGCUCGGCUAUGGUUAAGCCAUCGUCAAUUGUACUUAUCAGUAAUCACUUAUUUUACCGCGUAAGGUCGUACACGUACAACAUAAAAAAAAUAAUAACAAUAAUUUAUUACUGGACGAUAAAUUCUAAAAAAAAAUUUAUAAUUUAUUUGAGUUGAAGGUUUAAAUAUUCAAAGAGACGUGCAGCCAACUCCCCCUCCCAGUAGAAAUAAUUAGUAAGGAGACGCUAAAAAAAAAAAAAAUCUUAGAGUAGUUCCUUCUCCACGCGUCUCUCCCAAUUCAAGCACUGACCUACAUAUAUUAUAGUAUUGUUGUCUAAACGUCUGAGGUUUUAUAUUUACAUUAAAUGCUCCUUCGUUUUUGUGCCGCGUAAUUACAGUCAGUCAUACUCUAUAUAUCACUGUCCAUUCGUUUCGUAAAAACAAAAAUAAAAUAAUAAUAAUUUUUUCAAAAAAAUCCACUAACAAUAUGGAGAUAAAAUGCAUGCUAUUAUAUUUUACGCAAAUUCGUACAGGGAACAAAAAAGAACCGGUGGUAUUGUGGCGGAUUCACGUGCACCCGAAGGAAACGAUGAAGGUGACGAUCAAGAAUCGGCUGGUGGCCUCGGAAAACACGCCUUUGGCCAGAGGACAGUGGAAUCACGUAUGCUUCCAGUGGAAGGGCUCGACCGGCGUCUGGGCGAUGUUCGUCAACACCAAAGUCCAUUCGGUCGGACAAAUACCCGCCGUCGCCAAUGACGUAAGUGUAAUAUCGUAAUAUACGUAUAGGUACGUAUAUUAUUAUAUUAUGUAUAUUCAUUUGCUUUUUAUACCUGUCAAAAAUAGAGUAAUAUUUUAAUGCGCGGUGUAUUAUUUAUGAUUAUAAUUAGUUUUACGAUAAAAUAUCAGGACCCGCGGAGAUGUAUAACGAUGAAUAUGCGAUUUUUUUUUUUUUUUUUUUGUUCCGAAUUCGAUUUGAAUAAUAAUAAUCUACGGUUCAAAAAUUAUGCGUUUCGAUGUCUAGCGUCGUUAAUAAUUUAAGCAUAUACGCGUCGCUCUCUAUAAUGAUAUAAUAAAUAGAUUCGAAUGGUCAUACAAUAUUUUAAUAAUGUAUCCUCUUUCAACGUUCGCGCGGUUAUUUAAAUCCGAAGGGUAUUUGUUCGUAUUACGAUUCGGCCGUAAAUUUGCUUUUAACGACACCGACUCGUCCGGGACUCUAUAAUAUAAAAUUAUCAUAAUAUCAAACGAACAGCCGUAAAUCAUAUGAUUUUCUCGUUUGGCGCACCGUCGUGAAAUUUUAUUCGUUAGCGCACAAUGUUGCAAUAAUAUUACCGGACAAGACGUUGUAUAGUGCGCGGUUUUGUCCGCACGUAAGGAAAAUGAAAGAGCUGCAGAAAAUCGCGAUUGUCGUAUUGUACCGUUUUUACCGUGACCCGAAAUAUAUGUAAUUGGCUACAUGGGUACCCGUACGGGUUUUCUGUCUGUCAUUAUAUAGCCCGCGAUCCUUAUCCUGAUUUCGUAUACACUAUAAUCUGACUGCCGCCAGUACGCUAAGUAUACGAACAGACGCGUCCAAAGCAAACAUCUGGAGGGGGGCAACAAUUUGUUUACAACACAAAUAUAAUUAUAAUGUAUUUGGUUCUAAUCAUAGUAACAUACUAGUUUAAUGAACCACAAUCUACUUGUGAUUGUCCAGGAUCAACUUUGGUGGUGAUGUGUCGCGCUCCUGUGGUGUCAAUAACAACUAACACGUAAUUACGAAAUUACAAUAUUGGAAUCUCAGUCCACCGAUAUUAUGUUUAAUAUAUUAUAAUAUUGUAUACAUCUGUGAUUGAAAUAUAGUAAUAUAGGCAUCUAUAGAGUUAUAAAAAAAAAAUUUGAUUGAUUAGCCUUUCUAAACUUUAAACUGUUAUUACUCUUAAUCAUAAACGAUAAAUCUGAUAUUAUCGUAUUAAAAAAUCUAAACAAAUAUUCUCUAUUAAAAUCUGUAUUCAAAAGGCGGGGGGGGGGGUGUGUUUCUAUUUUAAAAUCAAUAUAUGUACUUAUUUAAGGCCGUAUAUGCAGUAGCUUUAAAAAAUUAAAAAUGAUUUUAAAAUAAAACUUAAACAAUUCAAUAAUGAUUAGAAAAACAAAAAUCAAUUUCACUUAAAAUCAUCUGAGAUAAUUGCUGGUUCGUGAUAAUUAGAAAAAAUCACCCUGCGUGUUAAAUACGCACGUUUUGUGCAUUUUUUCCCGAAAGAAGUGCCAUAGUAUUUUAUCGCGACAACAUUAUUAUCGUUUCGGAUUUUCGUUACGAAUGUUACGAUAUCGACGGUAUUUCGUUAAAAAGGCGUCUAUUAAAUUUCACUUUUUUUUUCAGGAAGCAAAAACAUUACUCGUACACGUCAUAAUACAUUGGUAUAAUACAUGUACACGUAUACAAUUAUACACGCAUUGAACGCGGUAUAUACGUCCUUCUAACAAAUCGGCGUUAAUUUAAUUGUGUUUUGAAAGGGCGCCUGCAGGACAUUUUCACGUCGACAUUACCGAGUUAAUUGCCUGUGUUCAAAUACGCCCUUUUAGCACUCCUAAUUUUUCUGAUUUUUUUUUUAAAUAUAAAAAACGUGUUUUUCGAUUUUUGGCGACGGUAUACGCCCUCUGUCAACAAAACACCGUCGAUAUUUUUGUAUUGCGACGCGCCGGCGCGGGAAAAUCGUACCGACGGUAAACGUUGCGUGCACGAUCGCUCGCGUUUUCGUCGACGCGGGAAUAAAAUGAAACAGGUGUGACAGGGAAAAUGGGUAAACAUUAAUCACGAGGAGCGUGUACGUAAUCGUUCGAGCAAAAUAUCCGCGGUCUCGUUCGGACCGCACCACUAUAGAUGAAUAUUUUAACGCGCGUCCGUUCGCUCCGCUGAGGUCUUCGGUGGCGGAGUGCGGACGGCGGCGAUUGCGUCACUUUUGCGAGUCGCGCGCGCUUUUAAAUAAUAAUAAUAAUAAUUUUUUUUUUCCCCCCCCCCGACGUUUAAUAAUAUUUUGCGCGCGGAUUAAUUACACCGAGAACGCGGCCGGCGUCCGUCACGUGCCCGAACGUUUUUCGUUUUUCCGCGACUUUUGCGGCGGUGACGCAAAACGCUCGUGUCGCGCGCGCGCGCCCGGGAUUACCGGCCGGGAUGCUUGACGCGGCGCCAAACCGACGAGUCAGAUCGGACGCAAGCGCGCGCGCGCGCGCGCUAUUGUAAUAAUUAUAUUUUCGUCCGACGGAGCCGGAAAAAAACAAAACGUUAGGUAACAAUUGUCACAACGUUUUCACGGCCCAUCACGCCCGCGCGUCGGGUCCAGCGGCGCGGUGUUAUCGCUACAAGGAACAAUGCCCGCGCUACGUUAUUCUUGUUGUGUCCCGAACGCGAAUGCCGCGCUCGCCCGUCGCCGCGACCCGGAUGAUGAAUUGAAUAUUUGUGGUACUUACGUGUAGCCCGACCUGACCUCCGUACGUGUGGAUUGAAAAUCUCCGGAAAAAUCGGAAAAAAAAACCCGGUUCCCCCUCCCCCCAAAUAGGAAAAAAAGCUGCCCUUGGAUAAAGGGGACGGACUCAACCACCGUUGUAGCUGAGAAUUCGGGAAGGUAGGAUAUGGACGGGAGUUCAAUGUAUACCUGUGAGCAACGAUUGACCACUGCUAACGAAAAAAAAAACGAUUAAGAAUGGAGUGUUCUUCCUUUGUCAACAAUAUAAAUAUAUAUGUCAUAUAGGUAAUGAUAAAGUGAUAAUUAGUAAUUACGUAUGCAUCAAACAUUUUCUUUAAUAAUAUUGUUGUACCUAUUUUCCCGUUCUUUCAGUUUUUCCGGUUUCUCUCAUUUAUUGAAAAUCUCUUGAGAAAAUCAAAAAAAAAAAAAAAAAUUACCUCCUUACAGUACCACUACAGUCCGAUUUCCUUUCAGAAAAAGUGCUACCACUGUAAUUCGGAGCGAAAUUGCUGGUAGAAAAGUUGUUCAGAGUGAAAAAAAAAUAAACAUCAUUGUAAUAUCAUAGGCUUCGCUCAGAAUCCAAAUACAUCUACUACGUUAAACCCGCAUUUAUCAUGUGUUGCAGUUGCAUUUAAGAAUGUAGGUGCUGAACGGGAACCGAUUCGGCUCACGUUCGUAAAGUACAUUUUUCAAAACGGGACCCGAUUCGGCAUGUGGGGGGUAUGAGGUCGGGAACCGAUUCGGACACGUCCGUCGUACGGCCGCUCUCGGAUUUGUCGCGGUCGUCGCCGUUUCGCCCUCCCCGAACUCCGCCAACGCCCGCUCGGAAAUUAAUCAUCGGAGUAAUGUUUUUUUACUAUCAGUCAAGUGCAUAGUAUGGUAGGUACACGAUGCGAUAACGAUAAUCGCACGGACAUGAUUACGACGACGCCGCGAUUUUUUCAAGUGGAAAACUGUUAGGUAUUCGCGUGUAUCGACCGUAUAUGAUAAUGACAAUUGUAAUUUACCUAUGACAAUAAAUCAUCGGUCACGAUCUCUUUUUUUUUCCCCGAAGGGUUAACUUCAUUCGACACGUUUAACAUGUACACCGCGGGCAUGUCGUAUACCAGUGCACUCGGCGUUUUUUACUCUUUAUAUUUAUGACGGAAAUUCCAUCACACACCGUAAUAUACCUAUCUACCUUGACCUAUCGAUUACGGGAGCCAACAGUAAAUGUAUACGUCGGUGAUUAGGCGAAUCGGUUACGCGUCCGACACGCCGUCGCCACAAUCCGCGUCAUACUGACCGCUGCGUAUUACAAUAUAGGCCAUUGGUAUAGGUAUACAUACACACAUUAUAAUAUAUACGCACGUCACGAGCGCGGCGAUAAUUUGCGGACGGUUUUUUUUUUCUCGAAAAAGGGACCUAGAGUGAAAAACAAAAACUUUCUGGCGAGAGACGAUAAAACGAAAAACAAAAGAAAGAAAUCAUUUAUUUUUUUUUUUUAAUUUAAAAUCAAACGCGUUUUGAACGUUAUACGUAGAAUAUUUUUUUUAAAUUCCAAUAAAUUAUACAAUAUUUUGUAUUAGAAAAAAAAAAAUAAAGGACGGACAUACUUCGUAGUUCGUACGUGGGUGCAGCCACUGUUAUAGGUGGGAAGUUGAGGAAAUAGGAUACAGACGGGAAUUUAAUAUAUAUCUGUAACGAUAUCUUACGCAACAAUAAACCAUUGCUAAUGAAAAAACUAUUUUUAGCGGAGUUCAGUUGCUUUGUCAACAAUAUACAUGUCAUAUUUUUGUAAAAUGAUUAAAACAUUGUGCAUUUCUAUGAAAGCAAUAAUUGUUUAAAAAAAAUCAAAAUAAUAAAAACUUAAUAAUAACAAUAAAUAAAUAAAAGCGGUUGCCAAUGACAACCUUAUUUUUAAUCUUUCAAUCUUUAUUAACCUAAAGACCGAGGUUUUCUUCGUUAUCUCGAAUAUUAAUGCGAAUUUCAAUAAAUGAUCUCUUUAAAGAGAACAUUGACUUUCAGAAAAGGUGCUAAUAUAAUUAGCACUUGAUAAUCGAAGUAUGAUUUCUCGUUCAAAAAGGGUCUAAAUAAAAAAAAAAUAAUAAUAAUAAUAAACAUCAUUGUAAAAUCAAUACAUUCCUCGCUCUAUUAAGAAUCUAAAAUUCACUUUAAAAACUAAUUUUUUUUCAGUACUUUUUGUUGGCUCGACACCGAAAGCACGAACAUGAUAUUCCGUUUUUACGACGCGAUACCGAUCGCACAUUAAAAAAUGUGUUAAUUAGAUUGCGGAUUUAUAUUUUCUUAAAAUAGCCAAAAUACGAUACUUAUAUUCUCUUAAAAUGUUUAAUGUAUGCUUGUAAUAUCCUCUAAAAAUAUUAUAAAAAUAUGUUUUUAUAUCAAUAUAUUCUCUUAGCAUUAUUAUGCGUACUUAUAUGCAAUACAAGUUUCUUAAAUAGUAUUUAUCAAGAACAUUAUUAAAAUAAUAAUAAACUUUUUUUUUUAGAUUGUUGUUUUCGGCAUUUCAUUAAAUUAAAACUUGUAAAUCAAAGCACAAGUUACCAAAAUAUAAAAAAAAUGAUUUUAAUUAACUUCCAAUACAAAACGAUAACUAAUUAUCACAGGAGGAAAAAAUGUGAUAAUUUACGCCGUAACAAAAUCAAUUAUCAAUUAUUCCGGUCAUAGGUAGUCUGUCGUUUGCAAAAUGAUAGCUAGAUACUAGAAAUUCGAAUAAAAGGACGUGUAUCAACGUCAUUUACCGUAUUCGUAUUAUGGUUAACAGUAAAACAAUAAUUUUCGCAUUUCAUUAUCAUUUGUCAAUUAUCAAAUCAUAGUGGCAUUAAAACCUAUCGUACGACGCACCCGUUAAUAAAUUAUUAUAAAGUAGAAAAAUUUGAUCGCAGCGGUUGAAACGUACAUAAUUAUUUUACUCCUGAAAAUAUUUAAAUUUAUACAUUUUAAUUAAUCAAAUAUGCAAAAACAAAAAAAAUGAUUUAUAUGAAUAUAUUCUCUUAAAAUCAAAAUAAGUACUUUUAUGCAAAUGAACAUUUUUGUAUUCAGAUUCUUUGUGUAUUGUGAAUCAUUGGCAUAUCUUACUCUCGCGGUUGUGCAUAAAUCCACUAAAAACAUGUUUUUAGAUAGAAAUCCGCGCUCUAGUCAUAUUAUAUUAUGCGACUUGAUCUCCUUUUCACAAAAACCGUCCGAAUGUGUUCGAAUAAUUCUCAAGUAACUUGAGACCUUUUGUGCGGAUAAAAACAGUCCACGGACAGCAAUAUAAUUAUUUAUAUAUGGUGAUUAUUUUUACCAUGAAUCAGUAAUUAUCCCUAAGGAUUCUAAGUGAAUUUGAAUUUUUUUUUAAUUUUUUUUUUUAAUCAUUGUGGAACCGUAUAAGUUUUAUUUUAAAACUAUUUUUAAUUUUUCAUCACUAUUUCAUGUAUCCUAAAUAGGCAUACAGUUUAUACAUUUGUUUUCAAAUAGAAACUCCCCUUUUUGAAUAUGGAUUCGAGUAGUGUAUAUUUUUCUACACAUUUUAACGUGAAUAACAUUGAUACCGAUUAUGAUUUUUGAUAAUAGAGAAAAUGAUGGCAAUAAAUCGAACAUCUUUUUUAAAUGAUAAAUUGAUAACUCUUCUCUGCAUCUCCGGUCUAGACUUUAAAUAGUUAUAACUCAUAAACAAUAAUAUAAAAAUAACACCUUAUAUUUGUGUUAUGCAUCUCAAAAUGUCUAGAAAAAUGUACUCAAUUUGAAUCUGUGUUUAAAAAGGGGAGCUCUUGUAUGUGAAAUAAAAGUAUAUACUUAUUUAAGGUGUAUGAAAUAGAGGUAAAAAAUUUAAAAGUUUUGAUAUAAAACUUAACUGAUUCUACAUGAUUAAAAAAAAAAAAAAAUUAUUUGUAUACAAAUGUAAUAUAAUACAAACAUUUUUGUCUUUUCUGUAACGAUGAUGAAAUUAAAUUAUUAGCCGACAUCGUCCAAACUCCCAGUAUCGCGAAUAAUAUUUGAUUAGAAAAAGUAAAAACCCUAAUUAUCCAAAUGGCUAAAACUAAAAAUUAAACUCCGCAAACGAUGCCAUGGCAUAUACCCUUCAUUCCCCGUGAGUACGUUUAUAACGUUACUGGAAGUGUUGACGUAGGGUGUGGCGUAAAAUAAUGACCAAAAGUGACUUGAUUUCUUUUUUUACUUUUACAAAGGACCGUUCUUUGUAUGUACAGUGAAACCUGAGACAUUCAGAUGGAAAACUCACAGGACCAUCGAAAGUGUUAGUUAUACGCGAGUUUCCGGUGUAGACAGGUACAUUUUUCAAGAAAUGUAAGAAAUAAUAAGAUAAUACACCGCCAUCGUUCAUCAUAGAUUUCCUUGGAAAAAAAUAAUUGGUUAAAAAGUAUGAUAAUCGGUAGAUAUUGCACACCUGUCGUCGUUUGUUACGACGUAGGUAUAAUAUAAUAACACUGGGGCAAAAAAAAAUCUAAUUCAAUAAUAUAAUAUCGCCGACGAACAGACGACCGCGAGAUACAUAUUUUUUUUAAAAUAAUAAUUUAUCAUAAGCUUGUAGUUUUUCACGGUGACAACAUUCCAUUACAAAAACAUAUCACAUCACAUGUGGGUGAUCGAUCUUCUGUAAGACAUUUCCAUCAUCUCUGAAACUUGUACGGUUUUUUCUUUUUUUUUUUUGGAAAUUUAAGAAACAACUCGGUUCUAACGUUGUAUUUUCCUAAUUUCGUCCGCCCUUACGCUCGGGGCUGAAACCAACCUACUUAUCCCCUACAACCAUUGAUUUUCAAACGACGUCACGUCAUAAUACUCUCUGCAACAGUAACAAAUAUCGAUAAAACUAUUUGUUUUUUUCAACUAUACAGAUAUAAAUAUUCUGAUAAUUUCUGAUGGCACAUCCUACGUGUCUAGACGUCAACCCGCGAACGACAGCUGUUCGAUUUUUAAUCAUAGAUAUUAGAUAAUAAUAAUAAUAAUAGAUGACGGUGCCGAAAACAAAAUAUAUACCGAACUAUAAUAAUUUACACUUAACCAAGGGAACGAGGCGUAACGUAAUAUCAUCACGAAAAUGUGUUAUCAUACAUUUCUGUCUUUCGCACAUGACACAUGACUACUCAUAUACAUCCUGUACGGUGGUUGUUUUAAAUAUUUGGGAUAAUAAUGUUAUAGAUAAUGUUAACAUAAUGAAAACUGACGUAUUAUAAUUUAUUUGUUAUCAGUUAUAACAAAACUAUACUUACUGAUAAUUAUUUGUGACUAUAGAGUAACAGGACGGACUCAUAUUUUUAGGUCCAAGGAACAUACGCGAAAGUACUAAGUUUAAUCUUCCAAAAAAAUUAUUCAAAUUGUGAAUCUAUGUCAAAAAUAAAGAUCACGAUUGUUACACAUUUUACAUUCUGUAAUUAUUAUUAUUUGAACGUAGUUAUAGGUAUUUUUGUAUUAUCAAUAUGACAAAACAAAUUUCCCCAAAAAUAACGUGUUUAUCAAUAUAGUAUAGUCUUAGUUUUAAUCAUCAUUCAGACCUAAUAAGAAAAAAAUGGGUUCUAAGAUAAUGGAGACGGGUGUAGUCACCGUUAAAGGUAAUUUAAUGUAUAUCUGUAAGCAACUAUUAAUAAUUGCUAUCGAAUAAACGAUUCUGAGCGGAGUUCGGUUGAUAGUGUUGUUUUAUCAACAAUAUAUAUGUCAUAGCAUGAUAAAAUAAUUGCAUAUGCAUUAUAUAUUUUCUUUAAUAAUAUUUGUUUAAUAUUGUACCUAUUUUCCCGUUUUCUCCAUUUAUUGGUUUCAAACAUUUAAACAAAAUCGAUUGGAAAUUAAAUCUGAAAACUACUUUGAUUUUAAAUUAUAAUAGAUGCAAUUCGUACCUAAAUAUUAAAAUUUUCAUAUCGGAUAUUGAAAUAAUGACUCCGCGUCAUAUUUUUCGAAUGAUUUUAAAACCCUGAAAACUUGUAAUUUUUUCCAUUAUAAAUCAAUGUUGAACAAAAAAUCAGAUCAGAUUGAUUUAAAUGGUUAAAACAAUAUUGAUUAUAAUAUAACAUAACUAUAAUUGGCUAGUUAUUGUUUAUAGUGAGGCAAGAAAAAGAGAAGAAAAAACGUACAAGAGAAGAAAGGGGAAUGAUAUAAAUACUGGCGAGUAGUGGGUUUUCCUGGUCUAACGUAUCAUAAUAUGACGUCAUAAUGAUUUUUUAUGGUUAAACUCACUAUAGUAUUAUGUACCUUGGUCGAAUGCUUCGACUUUUAUUAUUCUUUUGAUUAUCACGCGGAUGGAUACUGAAAUUAACGACGCAUUAGUCGUUCGAUUAAGUUAUUUAUAGCGAGCCGUUAUGCGCAAAGUUAAACAUUAAUUAGUGUUCGAAAACUCCGUAUUAUCACUAAAUGUAGUCAUACAUUUUGUCAUUUUAUCAAAAAUCAACAGUAAUAUACAGCGUCCCAAAGAUGAUUUACGACCAAAAUACAUUCUAUACUCUAAUACACGUGGAAUCUGGACCCAAUUUUUUUUUUUUUUAUUCUCAAAUCUAAUUGUCUUGGCUAAAAUAAAGAAACUCGUUUUACUUAUUUUAUGUACCGCACAAAAACGUGUUCCGAAAAAAAAAAACAAUUUGAAUUGCUCACCACCAUAUAUACCAGUUAGUAUGUGACGUAGUUAUUUAAAAAUCAGUUACCAAACGAGUAUUUAUGUUGCUGCGUUUCAGUUUCAUUUAUUGAUUGUUCUUUUUAUUAUUAUUAUUGUAAUAUUGUAUUCCGUAAUAACAUAUUAAUAUCCCAUAUGUUUGUAUAACAUAUGUACCUACGCUUAACAUUAUAUCGAAUCGAUUUCCGAAAUGUAAUAUUUGCGCAAUGCGAUAUAAUAUAUUACUACGGUAUAUUAUGACGUACCUACUCCAGACAGAAAAAAAAAAUAAAAACAAGAACAUAAUACUUAUAAAUUGUAUUAUUUUAUUUCGACCGUUCGGGCCGGUACGGGGUUUUUGAUUUUCUCGUUUUUCGCGUUUUCACCUGUAAGUUACAAUAAUAUGCAGCGAUCAUCUUUAAAUCGCUGCCCGUCAACAAAAAUGCACGUAUACGCAUAUAGUAAUUGGGAACAGCACUUUAUUAUUAUUUUGGCACGCUCCCAUGCCAAAAAACCAACGUUGUCGUUGUUGUCGGUUGUAAAUUGUAAACGACUGCAAUAUAAUAUAUUAUAUUAUAUGCGUUUUUAAAAUUGAUGCGUUUUUUCGUUUUGUUUAUACCGUUAGGUAUAUAUUAUGCCUACUUGAAUUUUUCCCGUGUAGACAUUAAAAUGACUGUCAUUAUAAAAAUGUUUGUAAUUAAUAAAAAAAAAAAAAAAUUGAAAAAAAACGGGUUCAAUUGCAGGGUUCAAUAUAAUCGGUACUGUACGAGUAAAACAAUUCCAUAAAUACAAAAAACAUAAUAUAACUUACCGUAUAUAGUAUACGGUAUAAUUAUAUUGUACCUGUAUAAAAAAAAAAUUGUUAAAUAUAUUUUAAUUAUAAUUUAUAAUAUCUAUCUGUCAUGCGUUCGCGCCGAAUACCGAUACUUAUUUUAUUCGACGAGCGAUUAUUAUUACGCGAAAUAUGAAAUAGUUAUUUUUAUACGUUUUAUUACAUAUUUUUAAGUACUCGCUUAAUACACACUACGGCAUAACAUCAACUCGACUUAUGAUAAAAAAUUAGUAUAAAGCAGCUUUUCAUAUAGUACCGUUCAAAAACUAAAUAGAUACGAACAUAUUUCGCACAGUGGGUGAGCCACUAUUGUAGAUGAGAAAUUUGAAAGGUAUAGGAUAUAGAGGAAAAUUUAAUGUAUAUCUAAACCCAACGGUUAGUCUUUGCUGGCGAAAAACGAUUCUGAGCGAAGUCCGGUUAUACAUAUUUCGAAAGGCCAUAAUAUUUAUUAUUAAUAUAUAUAUUAUUUGAAAAUAAUACUUUUCGUAAAUUACCAAGCCCAGUAGAAUUUCCUUUCAAACAAAGUGCUACAAUUGAAAAUCUGAGCAAAAUUGCUGGUGGAAAUGUUUGCGGAAAAAAACGGAAAUAAACAUCAUUGUAAAACAAACACAACAAAAUGAAAGAUUUAAAAAAAAAAAGAUUUUUCAAACAAAUGAAAGUAUUAAUAUAUAUUCUAUAUAUUUCGGAGAUUAUUUAUAAUGCAGAAAUGAGACAUGUCCACUUUUUUACGAAAUUUAGUUAUAUUCAGGUUUGUAUUUACUUACCCUUAAAUAAAUAUAUUUUGAGUAAGAAUUUUGUAAAUUUUAAUGAAAAUUGAACACUCAAUCAUAAUAUAAAUUGGCAUUCGUUUAGCAAUACGAAUAAAUAUAAUAAUAAUAUUAUCAUUAUUAUUAUGCAUAAUAAACCACGAUUUACUAGGUUUUGCUAUAUACAGUGUGUGUGUGUUUUCUUUUUAAAUUAUUUUUAUAAAAAUGUCUUCAAAUAAACAAUAAAAUAAAGGUGUGACAUGAAAAUAUGGGAUUAAAAAAUAAAAAGUGAAACUAAUAGAAAAUGCUCGGGCGUAUAAAAAUACGUUGAAAUAAAUCUAUUGUGAUAAUUAUUAGGUAAUAUAGUUUUUAUUACGACUAUAUUUUCAUUUUCAUAUUCAACCAAUACAUUCUUCGCUACACAUAGAAUUUAAAACUAUUUAAGGUGAAUGCAUUUCGAAAUAAAUGAAUGAAUGCAUUUCGAUAUUAGAUUACUCAUAUUUUAGAUUCUGAAUAGAGCGAAAAAACUUACGGUUUUACCAUGAUGUUUUUUUCUGUGAACAACUUUUCUUUUGAUUUUCUCAGGAGUUUUCUCAACAAAUAUGACAAACCGACAAAAAAACAGAGGAAUAACGGAAAAGUGUACAAAAUAUAUUAGUAUAAUAUGACAGUCUUUUGGUUUUUUUGGGCAACUAUGAUGAGUAAUCUAAUAUCGAAAUGCAUUCACCUUGAUGAGUUUUAGAUUCUGAGUCUAGCGCAGAAUAGUUUUACAAAGAUGUUUAUUUAUUAUUAUUAUUAUUUUUUUUUUUAUGUGCACACUUUUUCUACCAGAAAGCAUACUUUGAUGUACACAAUAUAGACCUUUUCUUAAAAUGAAAUUUUCUUAGGGUGAUACCUUAGGAGAUCAUUUUUAAAUUUCCAAGUAGUUUCCCAACAAAAAGGAAAAGGUGAGAAGAAACGGGAAAAUGUAUGAAAUGUAUUAAUUUGACAGUGGCGACACCUAUCGUGCAAAUUAUAUCCAUAUUUUUUAUAAAUGAUUGAUCAAGAACUAUUUUUAAUAAUCAUAGUAUGAUUGUAUUAUAUAUUUUUAUUUUAUUUAUAUUUUUCCAUUCGAUAAAUCUAAUUUAAUAAACAAUAAAUAAGUACAUACAUAUAUUUUAAUAUUAUUCAUAGGCAAUUCUCCGCAAAAGUAAGUUUCCNUUACUUUCGGUUUCUUGCAUAAUAUUUAUCUUAUCUCGAACGUAUCCUUCUAGGUUUUUCUCAACACAGUAUACCAAUUUUUGAAUUAAAAACAUGUAAUAAAUGUAAAUAGUAUAAUCCAUGAUGCUUCCCAAAACUUUUUCAAUUCACGGUUCCUUUUUUGAACUGAAGUCUUUUCAGAGCGCCCUUGUAAUUUGUUUCAAUGAAAAACGUAAUAUCGUGAUCGGAUUAGUAUUAGACGUGAUGUUUAUCCCAUUGUAUAACUAAAGGUAACCACAGUGAAUAAAACUAAUAUAUUUAUAUUCAUCAACAAUAAAGGUAACCAAGGAAAAUACAAUCGAUAUGUAUUUACAAUAGUUGUCAGAUCUGAUUAAAUAUUAAAAAAAAAGUAUUGAGAAUCAUAAAUAUUGUUGUAAAAAGAACACUAUUAAUCAAACUCUGCUCAGAAUCGUUAUUAAAUUUAAAGAAAGUUAAUUUUCGUUAGUAAAAGUUUACUGUUCUAUCUACUAUUAUUUUCAUCUACUACCUUUCCAACUUCUCAUCAACAACAGUGGCUGCACUCACGUGCGAAGUAUAUCCAUUUUUUUUUUUUUUUUGAUUAAAUUUGUAAUUUUUAAAUAAAUUUCACACUGUUUAUAAAUUAUUUAAAAAAAUCAUUUAUUAUUUUUAUUACUACACUAUUAAUUGUAAUUAAGAUAAUAUGAAUUAAUUUUUCUAAAUAGCUUAAAAGUUGACAAUUUAGAUCAGCCUAAUAUGUUCUACAUAGAUUUAUUUUCACGGCAUGAAAAAUGUAUCCCGAUAGUGAUAAUACGUAGGUAUUUUCAAUUAUUAUUUUUUAAUUAUAGGUACCGUCCAUUUGUUGCAAUACGGUCUGUAAUCGGUAGGUAUGCUUGAUACGAAAACGAUUUGGUUCUAACCGACCAAAGGCAGGUAGAUUAUUUUGAAUUGAUGAGAUUCUUGCAGGUGUACGGGAUACCGCUUACGAUUGUCAGCUAGUACACGAGAGAGAAGACACCCGCAAGCUUUUUACCAGAAACGAAUUAUGGAAAACGAUAUAAAGGCCCGAAAAAUUGUUGUCUCCCCCCCCUCCCAUUUCGUUAUAAAUCGUCCGUCCACGCUCUCGGGACGCCUAUCUCUAUUACAUACGCAGCCGUAAAUGUCAUCUAGAAUCGUGCCGAUUAAAAUAUACGCACAGAGAUAUCCGCGUGAGCAACAAUCCGGGAACCUAAACGGGCUUCCGUUUCGUAUAGAGGUACCACAGGUCCGCAUCAUCGACUCGGGGGGUAAUGUACACUUUAUGCAAGACGUAUAUCGGGUGUUUGUUAAUCGACGGCCGAAAUUUUUAUUUGGUUUUUUUUUCCUAUAUUUUUAUUCCGCAGAAUCCGGUAGACAGGUACGCGUGAUUAGUUGGAAUAUUAAUAAAAAUUAAUCGAAACGAACUAUACGUGCACGGCUAAAUACGCAUAUUGCAUAACUCCGGUUUUUUUUGUGAUUUUUAUUUUUAUUUUUGCGCCCGUUUCCGCUACAAUAUUAUUCGCAUAUGUUAUUCUGACGACGGUGAUGAUGAUAAUGACGAAUGUAAUAAAUACAAGAAUUCCGUAUAUUUUACACGCGACGACGUCACAAUAAGGACAACUAAUCAACUCGCGAAUAUAAUAUUACACAUCUCACACGAGUAGGUGUGAUACUUGUAUACAUAAUAUACCACAAGCACUGUAUACUUUACGAAUAUUAUUAUCAUACGUGUCGAGCUGCUGUACGUAAGCGUACACAUGUUAUACACAUACGGCGGCUCGCUCAUUUGACAGGUGUACGGAACGACACGUUCCGACACGUGUUUAUCUCGUAACUUCGUCGUUUUUGCAUCAGACUUCCACUGUUCGCGCACCAUUACAAUAAUAAUAAUAAUACGGCACUUCUGGAACAACGCCGCAGCGCGCGAUAAUAAUAAUAAUAAUAAUAUGAUAUUGCCGUUGCGACCCAUUUGUUCCGGUACGGUUUUUGCUUUUAUCUCUUUCUCUCUCACACUCUCCGCGCGCGCCUCUUUCCGUCCCGCUACCGGUGCCCGUCGAUCCGUCUCCGUGUCUGCGCCGGGGAAUAUUAAUUUACUCGUGUUUAUAUUUUUAACCGCGAAAUGAAAACGUAAUAGUUUAUCGCAGACGUGUAUACCUAGCUGGUAUACGAGAACGCGCAACGACCGAAUAUAACAAAAUGUACGUAAAUAUUGAAAUUGCAAUCAAAUCUGCAGCGACGCGACCGGGAUAUAUUUUCGAGGUUGGUUGAAGGGGCAGGGGGAAAAAUUACGUCUCUAAAGUACCUGCCUACACCGAUUUCAUUUCAGAAAAGAUGCUACACUUAAAAAUCGGAACAAGAUUUUUGAUAGAAAAGUUGCGCACAGACAAAAAAAAAUAAAAACAUCUUUGUAAAACCAUAUAACCUUCUACGCUCCACUCUGAAUCUAAAAACGAUUCUCGGAGGAGUAUAGUACGACAAUACUGUAGUACAACAGCCGUGGUUUUUGGUAGAGACAAAAAGUAUAUUUAGUCGACGGUGACCCAGAAAUCAAGAAUAAAAAAAAAAAAAAAAAAAAAAAAAAAAUGAACAGACGAACUGUUUAAAAUGUCGAUAAAUGUUUCAAAUAAAGUAGGUACUGUCGGCAGAAAUUUCGUAUCGGUUGAGGUGCUGUGAGAAAAAAUCGGAACGUUUGUUUAACCGAUAAAUUAUUUGACAAAACUAUUUUCAAUUACGUGCCAUCGAGCGAACAAUCAGAUUAUUUUUUAUUAACCUUAAAAGUACUUAACGAAAAAAAAAAGGGCACCAAAUGUGAAUGACCACUAGUACAUCAUUUAAAAAAAAUAAAAUGUCUAGACUCCCAAUACUUUUUUUUAAAUAUUUAAUCAGAUCUGGCAACAAUUGUUGAUGAAUAUAAAUAUAUUAGUUUUAUUCACUGUGGUUACCUUUAGUUAUACAAUGGGAUAAACAUCACGUCUAAUACUAAUNUCAUUGAAACGAAUUACAAGGGCGCUCUGAAAAGACUUCAGUUCAAAAAAUGAACCGUGAAUUGAAAAAGUUUUGGGAAGCACCAUGGAUUAUACUAUUUACAUUUAUUACAUGUUUUUAAUUCAAAAAUUGGUAUACUGUGUUGAGAAAAACCUAGAAGGAUACGUUCGAGAUAAGAUAAAUAUUAUGCAAGAAACCGAAAGUAAGUUUAUAGUUGGCAUGUAGGUACACAUAAUUUGAUGAACUAUGUGAACACGCCAAUGGAAACUUACUUUUGCGGAGAAUUGCCUAUGAAUAAUAUUAAAAUAUAUGUAUGUACUUAUUUAUUGUUUAUUAAAUUAGAUUUAUCGAAUGGAAAAAUAUAAAUAAAAUAUAUAAUACAAUCAUACUAUGAUUAUUAAAAAUAGUUCUUGAUCAAUCAUUUAUAAAAAAUAUGGAUAUAAUUUGCACGAUAGGUGUCGCCACUGUCAAAUUAAUACAUUUCAUACAUUUUCCCGUUUCUUCUCACCUUUUCCUUUUUGUUGGGAAACUACUUGGAAAUUUAAAAAUGAUCUCCUAAGGUAUCACCCUAAGAAAAUUUCAUUUUAAGAAAAGGUCUAUAUUGUGUACAACAAAGUAUGCUUUCUGAUAGAAAAAGUGUUCACAUAAAAAAAAAAAAUAAUAAUAAUAAAUAAACAUCUUUGUAAAACUAUUCUGCGCUACACUCAGAAUCUAAAACUCAUCAAGGUGAAUGCAUUUCGAUAUUAGAUUAGUUAUAUUUUAGAUUCUGAGUGGAGCGAAAAAACUUAUGGUUUUACCAUGAUGUUAAUUUUUUUUUUCUGCGGACAACUUUUCUACCAGUAAUUUUGAUCCGAUUUACAAUGAUAGCAGUUUUUCUUGAAUUAAAUCUGACUAAGUAUUUUAAGGGGGUAAUUUUUUGAUUUUCCCAGUAGUUUUUCUAAUAAAUAGGGAAAGCUGGAAAAGCGUAUGAAUGACGGGAAUAUAGAUACAAUAAUUAAACAAAUAUUAUUAAAUAAAAUGUAUAAUGCCUAUGUAGUUAUUUUUCUAUAAUUUAACAUAUAUAUUGUUGAAAGCAACUGAACUCCGCUCAGAAUCGUUUUUUCGUUAGCAACGGUUUGUUGUUGCUCACGGGCAUCCGUUAAAUGUACCCUCUACUCAUUUAUCGCGCAUCGUAUGUCCGUAUUUUUUCGUAUUUUCAAGCCGAAGGGGCGAGAGGAGAAUGAAACCGCUCGCCUCCCCUGUUCGGGCACGCUACCGCGCCCGAACAUACGUGUGAGGUAUGGUCAGAACACGGACAAACCGGAACUGCAGAUCGAGACCGAUCCGCACCGAGUGCACGAUAUUGCGAGUAGGCGAAUCGAUCGAAACCGAAAGAAACGGCCGAUUUUAUUUAUUUUUUUUUGUUCCCCCCGUAUAUAUUCCGAGCGGCGGGAUAAUCGUUUCCCCCUUGCUCCCCGCCAUCCCACUGCUCCUACCUGGCCAAUAUCACGCCGCACACGCGCGAUGCCCCGUCGCAUUUCCCGUUCGUCACUGUUUUGAUGAUGAUAAUAUUAUUACGCGCGCAUAACGUUACACAAUUGGUAUCCGGUUAAUUAUUAUUUAAACGUAUUGCGCGCCGGAUCCCGCACGACGUUUCGAUGUACAACGAAUAACGAACAACAGUAAUAUUAUUAUCGCGAUGAAUGGCCGCGUAUAGGUUCUAGACAAUCCAUCAAUUUCGGUCUCCGGGACGCGCGUGUAAUAUUUUCUUACGUUAUUAUACACACACACUACGGUGAUGUCUACACGGCUCGGCGUGGCCGGGGUUUGUGCACUCCGUUCGAAUUCAUUAAGAUUUAAUCGUGUCUGGGUGAAAACAAAAUCUCCCGGGUGUACCUUACGCGCGCGCGUUUUCACUAAUUGCUUUUCGGGGGGAAAAAAAAAAAAAAAAUUGUUUUAUUAAAAAAGAACAAUGAUAACGAAUAACGCAUCACUGUGCGUCGUCGUCGCGAUCAAUAAUAAUACGUCUAUAAAAUUAUCACUUUAUUACACACAUACAUAUAGGUUACCUGUAUUAUCCUCUCGUAAUAUUACUUUAGUUGCGUUAUAGUUAUAUUAUGAUAUAAGAGCCCGCGAGAUGCCGUCGCGGUCGAUUAAAUUGCCUUCAGUUAAAAGUUAAGAAAAAAAAAUCUAACUCGAUAAUAGUUUAAAGUAAAAACCAUAGGCGUAGGAUACGGGGGAGGGGGGGUUAAGAGGGCUAUAAUCUCCCAAAAUCUCAUCUAGCUCCCCUCAACGUUCCCACGAAUAUGCAAUAACAAGUUUUCUCGUUACCCUUUUUUUUUCUUUUCUUGCAAAAAUGUUUGAAACAAGUACAGUUUAGUUCCCUUAGCACCCGCACCACACGUCUAUACGGUUAAGAUGGAAAAUAAAAUUGACUAUACUCAGUUAAAAAAGUUAAAGUUUUUUCACGCCAUAAUAUGCAUGUCAUAAAUUGCCCUAGUAUUUCGAUUUACACAAUUAUUAAAAUACCUAUAGCUAUUAAAUUAUUUAUAGUUACCUACCAACAAUUAUUGGUUCGAUAUUUAUUUCGAUUAUAUUAAAGUAUAAAUUAUAAAUAUCUCGGACAACUUUUUGUUGUUUUGUCCGUUGGAAUUUUCGUAUGUACUAUUUAUGCGGCAAAAUGGGAUUUGUUCGGUGGCAAAAUGAGACGGCGGCGUAAUGCAACGGCGGUGAAACGGGAUACGAUCCGACAACCUAUACGAAAAGAUCUUCGAAAUCGGUUUCACAGAUAAAAUAUACCUGUUGUUAUAGAAAAUGUGCCUCACGGGGAUUCCGGGACUUUCGAACUCCCGCCCCGUACACAUUUUAAGAUCAAAUUUCAUCAUUGGUUUGAAAUCAGUAUAAUUAUUUUAGUAUACAGUGCGUAGGGUUAUAUUAUACGAUUAGGUAUAUAGUAUACGGUUGUUUAGCGUUUCGCAAAGUUUUAUAUUACCAAGUAGGUUUAGUGAGAAAUUCGACGCUAAUGACGGAGCUCUGCUGCUCACGCGUGUAUUUUUUUUUUUUAUGUAAACUAUUUCAAAAAGUGACUGUUAUUAAAAAAAAAAAAAAGCGGUAGAAAGCAGAACUCCGCUACUAGAGUCAAAUGUUUUCCCAGCCGAUUUAUCAGUAUAAGUUUUUUUCAAAUAUAUAUCGAUAAGGAAUUAAACGAAAAAAAUGUAUAGUUGGGUCAAAUGUUGGAUGUUUAAACCUACAACAGGCACAUGCUCGACAACAGUUCUAUUUUUAUUUAAAAGUACACAUAAAUACACAUUUUAACCAUUAAUCUCCGAAGGUAUUUCCCGUGAAAAACACGAAAUCUGAGCAUGAAAAUGGUAAAAGACGCCCACCUUCCGCAAAAAUACGGCGAACGGUGAAGUUCAUGUUGAAGUUCAACCCGAAUUCCGCCUGCACACAAUUCCAGUCUGCUAGUUUGAGCUCUGUUUAGCCCAGAGCCCGAGUUCGCGGACACGAUACAGUGCGAUAGUCUCUGUUUUCCGGGAAAGCCGACGGAAACCGCGAAUUGUCGGUCGUGCGCGAGAGGCCCCGGGAUUACAACGAGUAGAAUAUUUAUAGAGGGUUCAGUCACCGAAACGCGGCUCGCGCGCGUAAGGUUUUACGUGAAUCGCGUUGGGGCCGUGUCUGUUUUAGUUUAGUACACCGUGGCACGGGCAAAGGCCGGGGUAGCGUAAUGCGGCUGGCAUUAUAUUGUGCGUUAUUAUUACGAUGAUAAUGUCAAAUGUAUACAUAGAUACGUAUGAUUUUUUUUUCGAUUCAUUUUUAAUGACCCGCGACGGAUAUUAGGUCGGGGAUACAAUAUUUCGUACGCGCGCGCAGUGACAAAGGCGACGGCGGCGACGGCGUACGAGUAGGCGUAUUUGCAGCGGGAGGGAAAUCCGGAAAACCUUUCAACGGGUCCGCGGUACAACGCGCGCUCCGUUACUCUGGUGCAGGCCUCUGGUCCGGGCGUCAUUCGUACGGACGAACGGCCCGACUCAUUUGCCGGGCGAUGCACGGCGCGCAUCGUUUAGACGAGAAAUCGUUAUUGUUGUCUGGGCGAAAUGUAAUUAUUUUGCGUUUAUAACUGUGUUUAGCGUAUCAUUAUACGCUAUGUCUAUACGUAACCUGAACGUAUGCGCGACACAGUAUUAUAUUGUGCUGCAUCAAGUACAUUAAUAACUAUCGUUCGAAAUCGUGGACAGAAUAUAAAACCGGGAAAUUAACAAUAAUCGGUUAUGUAAUAUAGAAAAAAAAAUCCAAGUGCCAAAGUUUAAAAAAAAAUAAAUACUUUAGUUUGAUACAAAUUUAUAAUCAGUCGAAUGAAAGUGCCAAGACUUUAAUAAUGAUACGGAAAAUAUAUUUUAAACAUUAACGUUAAAAACAAGGCGACCAAAUUACAAUUUUUUCCACGUUAUUUCGGCCAAAAUAAUCAUUUUAUCUACACAUAAAACCAGAUAAAAACUCGAAAAUUUCAAAUAGCUUUAAAACUCAAAAAUCAGAAUGGUUUGAAUAUUGCACCACGCGUGACGCGUAGAAAGUGCUGAUAUAAUUAUUCGGUAAAAAUUGCAAGUCUUUACGAUUUUUGGAAGCUAAAACAAAACCGGAAAUUAACUUGAGGUUCCUGAUUUUUCUCGAUUAUUAAAAAAAAAAAAAAAAAACUAGUAACACAAUCAAAAAAAGAUCUCGGUGCACUAACUAAACAACAUAUUCUACCAAAAACCAUCGUUGAAGUUGAUGAUCGGAGCGAGAUUUCUGGUGGAAAAAUGUUUAACAGACAUACCAGAAAAAAAAAAUAUACAUAUUAGUAUAAGUAAAACCGUAAAGUUAACCCGUUCUUCGAUAUACGUUCAGAAUCCGAGAUAAACGACAAGAAUAAAAACCGAACACGGUAGUCAGUGGCGUGCCUAGAAGAAGCUAGCUCUCCUCCUCCCCUCCCCUCCAUUAGCCGUGGUUAUUAAAAAAUAGUACAAACUAUAUUCAUCAAUGACAAAUUAUUCCCUAAUAAAACAAUAAUCAUUGCACAUUUGCACUACUCGUUCAGUCAAAUAAUUUUAUUGUAACGCGCAAUUGUGUAUCUCACAAAAAAUUUUCAGUAAAGCCUCGUUCUCCUUCUCCCAUUGACAAAUCCCGGGUACGCCACUGACAAUAGUGGAUUUACUAUCGGAUCGAUGGUCGAGAACCCAAGACUCUACCGCGGUCAUCAAUGAAAUACGUUAUACUAAUAUAUACAUACAAAUAUAUAUUUGUCUAUUAUUAAUUUAUCACACCUGUAUCGAUUUACGAUUAGGUAUCUUGCACGCAUUUGUGACACUGGGGUAUAGACUCUACAGUCGGUAUGAUAAUGUCUGAAUGUAUUGUACAAUCGAUUAAACGUAUUUGCGAUGACAUUUCUCCCCAGUGACUGAUAUUAUAUUGCAUGUACUUACUGGGUUUCGCGAUUUCGUGUUGUGGACAAAUUGAUCGCGAAAUAAUAAUUUGUAUUUUUUUUUUUUUUUUUUUUUCAAAAAAUUAAUUAUGUGAAAACUUUUCGGAAUCGUUUGUUCUGAAAUGUAAUUUUGUUGUAACAUUUAUCACUCUUAUUUUUUAGGAUGAAACCACUACCCAGUUACGAUUUUCAAACGGUAACUUGUAUUAAAAAUUGCAUAAAUAUAUAUAAUUUUAAUUUAAACACAUUUUGGUGUUGAUAUUUUGAAUUCUCGUCAAAUGGUUAACGAGACAUUUCACUCGUGUAUUAUUUAGAUAGUUGCGAGAGUAGUGGCACUUCAAACUAAAAUUGUAUCUAUUUAUGGAAUAUUUAAUAUAGGUUGUUAUUUGAAAAUCAACAGUGGCGGCGGGUAGUGCAGGUUUCAUCCCCAAAACCAAAGGUGAAAAAAAUAAGUACAACGUAAUAUUUUAGAAAAUUCGAUUCCAAUAAGUUUUUACAUACAAGUCAUUUUUUGAAAAAAUUAUUAUUUCGUGGCAAAUUUGAUUGUAACACGAAACAAUUCUGAAAACCCCUGUAUACAUAAUACAUGAACAUAUCAAAUAUUCAAUUUGCAACACUUCGGUACGUUUUUUCGCCUCGCGUAUUUCUAUUCGGUAUACAUAAUAUGUGAGUAUGCAUACCGAAUAGAACCCUUCCGAUGUACAAUUUACAUAAUAUACCAACUCUAGAGUGUUAGGUAUUUUUUUUUAAAUUACGUUUCGUACAUAAUCUAAAAAAAAAAAAUUACAAAAAUAGAAAAAUUGAAUUGAAAUUCACACGCGUAUUGAGACGGCCGGUACUGUCCUGCACAAUUAUUAUUACACCGAGAGUGGUCCGUACGAAUAUAAUAUGUUCCGAAAAAUUACGUUAAUUUAGCAUCGAGCACUUAUAUCCCGUCCGUGCAGAGUAAAAAUCUUAACUCUUCAUUAUCCCACUGCAGAAUUGUAGAACACAAUUCCUAAUUUAAGACAAUUUGAAGAGAAAAAAAUAACCGAGAUUUACGGUAAAUGAACUGGUAAGACGUUGAAUUUAAAAAAAAAAAAAAAAUCACUUUUUAAACUCGGAAAAACAGAAAAGCAAUUCAUCGCGCGAGUUUAAAAAUCUCUAUACCUAUAUACUAUUUACAACGCGAAUAAAUCUGUCUCCCGGAACACGGGCUGGAUCGAAUCGAUUCACCACGACGUUUAAUAUUCUUCUUGCACUGACUCGAAUCUUACACAGAAACCUAUAAUAAUUAUUGUGUAUUCGCUGAUAGAUGUCGAUUGUUUUACUCUGAUGGUCUUGUUCUGGAGAAGGGAGGGAGAAACGAAUAAUUAAAAAAAAAAAAGUACUUAAAAAUGUUAUUUUGUAUACGAUGGGUAACAAUAUUAUGCGUCAUUCGCUACUCGCGUCAUUGAAUAUGACUGCAAUGUUGUAAGUGAUGGAAAGGAACUGCGGUAUGCCAUUAUGUAUACGUCAAACUGGUUAAAGGGCUAUUGAGCUUAAUUAUAGCAACGAUAAAUCGUUGCAAAUAAAAAACGAUUCUGAGUGGAGCUAUCGAUAACCCGGUACGGUUAUAGAUAGCUAUUUUAGUAGUUUCUAAUCCCUCCUUUUCGUAGACACAAUAACGUAACCCAGAUAUCAACAAAAGUUAGAUAUGUUUGUUGUCGGUUUUUUAGAAGAAAAAAAAAGCAGCCGUCUUAGUAAAACUAUACCAUUAAGUAUAGUUUUCGAAGAAGCUUAAUAGCUUCUUCGAUACAUAAAAUUGUAUAUUAUUACUAGGGUUAAUUGAAUGUAGCUCCUAAAAGCCAUUUUACCUUAAAACCUUUAAAUAUAUAUUCAGAUACGCACUAAAAAUACCGAAACAUGCUCAACACUAAAAAAAAAAGUAUAUAGAUGUGUUAGAAGAGGAAACCUAUAGCAACCUAUUUGAAUGAAACAAAUUAAUAAAUAGUAAUAUUUUAUCUGAACUAAAUAAUUUUAACGUCUGCUGAUAUUUAUACGUAAACCAUGGAGAGUUAUUUCAUAGUUGUCAAUUCGUCGAGUUAAAAAUGUACGAAAUCUUCAAAUGUAGGUACCCUAAAAGUGUAAAGAAUUCUUAAAACGUGCUGUUAAAAUGUACAAAACCCCGAAAUAUGUAAAAAUAUACAAAAUACAAUUUCGUAUACCUAGACGAUUCUGUUUCAGGCCAUGCAACACACUUUGGUAUUUUGACCGAUCAUUAAAAACACGCGAAAGCUCAUACAUAUCUGCCCUGAUCAUUGUUAGGUACCGUAACAAUGUCGCCAGCUGCAUGGAUAAAGGUCGUACCACUUCUGUCUCUUCUACCCGUCGUGCAAAAAGCGACUAAAUUACAAUUAUUUUUUUAAUAUAAAAUUUCAUUCAAUUUUCAAGAUUCUCAACAAUAAUUACGUGUUGAGCGGUUCGUAAACUAUAACGUACGAACGACAUGACUUUGACGCUUUUUCCAAACACGUUUUUUUUUUCCGCUCGGUCACUUCUUUAUGCACGGUGUGGACGGUAUACAUAUUGUAUAUAUUAAUAACGUCAAACUUAGACACGCGGGACCUGAUGUUUCACGCGCGCUUGUUCGCGUGCACAAUAAGCUAAACCGUUCACGACGACGAAUCCCCAGGGUUUGAAUUUGACCUCAGUAUUUGCUUUGCGGUUCGUUACGGUCCGUUACGGAGCCCGGCCGAGCUUUGGUCCGCCGAACACAGGCACCGUUGUCGUCGUCGUUGUCACCGUCAUUAUUAUUAUUAUUAGACAGGUAUUAUACACGUCAUCGCGUAUACGUACAGAUAAAGGAGAGGAGAAAAAAAAAACACAAAUCGGGUACCUUUAUAACAAAAUAAUAAUAACGAUAAUAUAAUAACGUUAUGAUAUUAAUAAUUAUAGAAAAAAAAAAAAAAAAACGCUAUACAAUAAUAAUAAUAAUAAUAAUAAUGGCGUAGUGCGCGUGAUGUCCAUGAAGAUAGCUGCAGCCGCCCGUGUCGUCGUAUUCGAUAUUUUCAAUCCAAGUAUUCCAAACAUUUCGUAAGCCGAUUGAAAUAUUAUCGUAUUACAGUUAUUUUAACUAUUAUUGUCAGUUGGGUUCAUUCGGCCUUUGGGACCAUCCCGUCGCACGUCCAAUCCUCCAGCCAGGUCCCGAUUGACGUAUAUAGUAGACGUGGUAGGCACUAGACACUAGACCUAGACAAUGACAUGGACUAUUUUAUUCCCAGUAAUACGCAAUAAUAGCAUAUUAAAAUUAGGCGAAUUAAAACGUUUUAAAUGGUAUGAUUUUGUAUCAUAAAAUUCAAAUAGCUUGUAAGACAAUUAUUGUAUACGGCCAAAGCUGUUCCAAAUGCUGUUUAUGAUAUUAUAUCACUUAAAUGGUCUUACAAGGCACAUAUUAGCGCUUUAUUUACUUAGGCUUAAUCCGGCCCUGUUCCCAAAAAUUCCGUCUAUGUCUAUGUCCGUAACCAAAAUCGUCCAAUUUAGUCCGCCCUUCAUUGCUUCAAUGUCCUUUUUCACAACAUCUAUUUUUUUUUUCCCCGUGACCGUUUCCCUACCAGAGAACUUGCUCAAAUGUUUACGUUUUUCGGUUUUCCCAAGAGUUUUCCCAGCGAACGUGAAAACCCAGAAAAAACGGGAAAAUCGGUACAUUAAACAAAUAUUAUUUAAGAUAAUAAUAUGUGUCUAUUCAAUUAUUUUACCAUAAUAUGACAUGUGUAUUUAUUGUUGACGAAGCAUCACUAACAACUGAACACCGUACAGAAUCGUUUUUUACGCUAGCAAUGGUUAAUCGUUGCUAACAGAUAAACAUUAAAUUAUCCAUAACUGUGACUGCACCCGUUCCCAUUAUCCUAGGACGUCUUUUUUUCGUACGAAACGAAUUUUAUGACGCUUGGAAGCAACGGCGGCUUUAGGACAUUCAGAAAAGAAUUUAGUUUGCAUUAUAAUCCGUGCCCUAGUAAUCAUACUUAAAACAAUAUUAUUGGUCGUUGGUUUUGCAGACGAUACCGUCGGCGGCGUGGAAGAUGCACGGGACGGGCGUCGGGACGGUCGGUGAUGACGGCGCGCCAAGCCGGAAUGGGUGGCAGGUGUACGGCUUGUACAUGACCGGAUCGACGACGAAGGCAGCGGCGGACGCGCCGUCUAAGACGGGAGACAAACCGCCGACAGACGCCCCGGUCGUCAAGCCGGCCGGAAAACCGGCCGCUACGAGGACGACGUCCAGAAGCAGCGUCACCGCGUCCAAGAACGGCAACAAACGGCAGGCGGUGUUCGAAUCCGAUCUGGACGAUCCGUCGUUCGGGACCGGUGGCGGCGGCGGCAGCGGCGCCACACCGUCCAAACCGUUCCAAUGGUUCACCAAAACGUUCGCGUUCGUCAAGCGCAUGUUCACGUUUGUCAUCAUACCGUUCUUCAAGUUCGUGCGCAACACGUUCUUCCAGACCAGGUCGCUGGACGACACGGUGGUGGACGUCAGCGAGACGCACCUGACUGUCAGCGACGUCAAGUAUACGCCACCGUCGUCAACGACGACGACGACGACGACGACGACGACGACAACGACGGCAAAGACCGUAGCCACAACCGACGCCGAUUUCUCCUCGGUCCACGACUUUUUUCUGGACGACAACCGCGACGGCGACAACAGCGACAACCGAUGGCCGUCGUCGUCGUCUAAAAGAGAGACGGACAUCGGUCGCGGCAUCGACGACCAAGACGACGACCAAGACGUAGGAUGCAGCGGGUUGCAGCGGCCCGCAGACGACGACCGCGUAACGGCCUCAGAUCUGGUGGCCGCGGGCGUGACGUCGGCCGCGGACGAUUCCAUGUCGCCAAACACCAGGCGAUACUUGCGGAUGGUCACCGACGGCCUGAACGACGUCGGCGUCAACGUCGCGUUCGUCAGACGGACGUUCGCGUGUUGCCGCCAUCCGCUGCGGUCCGACGCGGCCGCGGUUAUGGUCGUCGACUGGGACCGGACCCGGGCCAGGGCCCAUAACGUGACAGCGUCGCCUCACAAUUGUGGCCGCUUGUGACGGGGCCCUCAACCGUAAUCGCGAGUUCGUCCACCGUCCGAGGAAUUUGUACAAUACAUAUAGUCCUUGUAAAUUAUUAUUUUAAUAAUAUUAUUAUGUAG
Molecule: messenger RNA, 35554 nt
Organism: Cinara cedri
Lineage: Eukaryota; Metazoa; Arthropoda; Insecta; Hemiptera; Aphididae
Source: the annotation of a GenBank genome assembly